AUGAAUCCUCUGAUUGUCAACAAUCUACCAGUAUUAAGUGAUAUCUUGGAAGUACCAUUCAAAUAUCUGCAUAGUCCACAGAUACUAAAUCAACGUGAUUUCAUCAUACAAACCAGCGAAUUCCGAUCAUUGGGUGUCGGUAUCGACUUUUCUAUUCUUUGUGGAGGAAAGCGAGUACAAGGACGACAAUGUCCAAAUGUUGCAAUAGGUGAAAAAAUCGAAUUUUUCGCGAAAGUAUCAUUGAACGAAUGUAAAUCAGGUGGUGAUAUUGCUGUUUCUAUUGGCGCAUAUGGUUAUCAGACUGUUUCCGCUUUGUAUAUCACACCUUCUUGUGGUUGUGAAUGUGAAAAAGUACAGAAUCAGGAAAAGCAAUCACCAUUAUGUUAUGGAGCAGGAGAUUUAAUUUGUGGUGUAUGUGAAUGUCAACCAGGUAAAGGUGGAAGUCAUUGUGAAUGUGAUUUGAAACAGCAUGGUGCUUCAUCAGCACAAGAAUUGGAAAAUAGAUGUAGAAAGACUCCGAAAGAUUUAAUUUGUAGCGGUAACGGUCAAUGUAAAUGCGGUAAUUGUGUUUGCAAUGUCGAACAUGUUCGUGGAGAUUAUUGUGAAUGCGAAAAUAUGUCAUGUCCAACUUCUCAAGGUAGAAUGUGUGCAGGUCAAGGUGAAUGUAAAUGUGGAAAAUGUCAUUGUGAAGAAGGUUAUACAGGCGAUGAUUGCUCAUGCGCUCUUGAUACAUCACCAUGUCUUGAAGGCGGAAAAAUUUGCAGUGAACAGGGUAGAUGUGAAUGUGGAAAAUGCGUUUGUCAUGAGGGCUUCACAGGGUUAACUUGUGGAGUAGUAGUGGCUGAAAAUGAUGCCUUGGAUGAUGAGAUACCGGAAUCAACUGAUUCCGGUGAACAUGAUGAAAUGGAUCAGGUAUCAAAAGAUGGCAUAAAUAAUGUUGGAUAUGAUCAAUUUCAUGGAGAAGAUUUAGAUGGAAUAAGUGAAAAUAAAAUAAAAGAAGGUGAUGAAUAUGGUGAAGCAAUAGAAGGACUGGAUGGACAAGAUGAUAUGAAAGUUGGUGAUGUAUUACCAUCUGCGAAUGAUGAUAAUGGUGAUACGUCAACUGAAUUAAGUGAAGCAAGAGCUGAAGCUGAUAAUGAUGGUAAUGGUGGUGAGAUAAUACAUGAAGGACAAACUGCUGGAAAUUUACGGAUAGAAGUUCAUUCACUCUUUCUUCCAUUAAUAUUAUUAAUGAUACUUUUUUGGCCUUAAAUUCUUACCACUCUUUUAUCGAAUGAGUAAUUUCCAUUCGAAACUGAUUCUCAAUUCAAC
Loa loa (African eye worm) is the source of this 1311-nucleotide messenger RNA. RefSeq lists its product as hypothetical. Gene Ontology annotation, biological process: cell adhesion mediated by integrin; cell-matrix adhesion; cell migration. Lineage: Eukaryota; Metazoa; Nematoda; Chromadorea; Rhabditida; Onchocercidae. Gene Ontology annotation, molecular function: integrin binding. The transcript has 8 exons. The record is from RefSeq and is a predicted model, not a curated record. Gene Ontology annotation, cellular component: integrin complex; cell surface; focal adhesion. Bases 1 to 1251 code for a protein of 416 amino acids.